AUGCGGAGGAACAAGAAAGGUCGCCCAAUGAGCACACGUAUUAGAACGGAAAUGAACAGGAUUGAUAAGUUGGAGAGAAAAUAUGUAUUGUGUUGUCUUCCUGGUCACGAUCGAACUCAGUGUCACAAUGUUGGAACUAAGUUUUACUUUCCAAAACCCGGGAAUAAGGUAUUUACGGGAUUUAUUAAACACUUGGAUGAUUUGGAUUCACUUGAUACAUAUAAUUGGGGUCUUGCUAUUUAUAACUUUGUGGUUGCUAGUUUAUGCGAGUCUUCAAUUGUGUUGAUAGAAGGACAAAACAAGUCACAGAGUCAUUUAAAUGGUUGUGCUGCCAUUUGGGCAUCCAACCACUUAUCUUUGGGGAAAGCACCUGCUGUUUCUAGGUUCACUUUUCCAUGGAUAAUUGAAAGAGUGGUUGCAACUGAAGAAGAAAUGAAAUGUGACAUAGUCAACACUACCUUGUUUGAACAAGGACAAAAAGUUAUGGAUCCUCAUGAUUAUCAAAGAUUGGUGGCUGAGAAUAGAGAUUUCCAAGAAUGGAUAACAUUUCUUGAGGGUGAAGUGAGGAUGCUCAAAGAGGCAAAAGUUAACACUCUGUUUGAGAAUGAGGAUGUCCAAGAUGAUCGACAGAUUAUGAACUUUAUCACCAAAGAUGAAGUUGGAAAUUCUGUUGGAGAUGUUAUACAUAACACUCCAUCAAAUGAUGAUGCCAAUGUUGUGGAAAACCAACCAAAGUCUAAAUCCAACAUGGAUAGAAGAAUGAAGAAGAAACCAAGGGCGAAGCGUAGAAAAAAUAGUAGAAUGAAUUUGUAA
Vicia villosa (hairy vetch) is the source of this 813-nucleotide messenger RNA. RefSeq lists its product as uncharacterized. Bases 1 to 813 code for a protein of 270 amino acids. Lineage: Eukaryota; Viridiplantae; Streptophyta; Magnoliopsida; Fabales; Fabaceae. The record is from RefSeq and is a predicted model, not a curated record. The transcript has 4 exons.